Linnemannia hyalina is the source of this 1305-nucleotide messenger RNA. The record is from the annotation of a GenBank genome assembly. Lineage: Eukaryota; Fungi; Mortierellomycota; Mortierellomycetes; Mortierellales; Mortierellaceae.
AUGCGUCUCUUCACAGCAGAGCCUCGCGUCUCUCGUAAACAACAGACCGGCUCCCUAUCAACUUCAUCACAGUCUUCUUCACACACAACACCAUCACGCCCCGCGCAUUCAAUUGCCUGGUCAUUACUCUGCUUCGUCGUCGUUCUCAACUCCUUCCUGGCCUUCCUCUCUCCCUCGACCGCAGGAGGCAGAGCCCUUGCCGCAGUGGAAGCGGGCUUCUGUGGAGACUGCCAGACCUUCGCCAACGCCAUCGGUGUCUGUGGAGGAUCGUUCACUCCGGCCGACAUUGAGGUUCCCACCGAAUAUGUCCUCCAGAAGGAUUAUGCCACAUGCACCUGUACAGCUGUCAUGCAGCAGGUCCUUUGGACUUGCGCCAAAUGCGAGUUCCUGGCCGGUAAAGGAUCUAAGGGUGUGCCCCCCAAGAAGCACCUGACGUCCUGUCUGGAAUGGGGUAUCACCCUUGACGCGUAUAACCUCCCUUACAAAGGAGUCGUCGCCCCCGGAACUACAACCGAUCUUGGGAACGGGACGCCUAACCCCGCACCCCUCCCUGGCACGACUACUACCAACCCUCAAUCUACUACCGGUCCUGUCAAGCCUAAUCCUAUGACAACCAGUAGCAGUGGUGGUAACGGCGAUGGAAACAAGCCUUCAGGAACUACAUCGGAUUCCAGCAGUCCCAGCAGUUCGCAGGAUUCUCUCAACGGCGACAAGAACGCCUCGGGGACCUCCAGCGGACCCAACACUGCGGCGAUCGGAAUCUCGGUCGGUAUUAUCGGAGUGGCUUUUAUUGCGGGAGUUAUGGCCGUGGUGAUGAUGAAGCGCCGUCGUCGUCGUCGCACCCCCCUUGAUUUGGACUCUUCCCCAGCCCUCGCCAACUUUUCCCACCUCGAGGAUAACUGGGAAGCCAAGCCCAAUCGCCCCACAUCGCCUCCUCUGCCCCCAGCACCUGUCGCCAGCGCAGCCCCAGUCAUUGGACGUGGAAAUGGACGUGGUGGAUAUGGUGAUGGAAGCGUUGUUGGAGGGUAUGACGCUCAGUACGAUGGACAGUACGAUCAGUAUGAUGCUUAUGGACACGGACACCAUGGAGGGUACGAUGCCUAUGGACAUGGACAGGGCGGACAUGGACAGGGCGGAUAUAGUGGUCAGGAGUACGAUCAUUAUCGAGGAGGACAGUACAACCAAGGCGGCUAUGGCGAACAGGACGCUUACCAAAUGCACGACUAUGGAUACGAUCAGCAUGUCGUUGCUGCCUCCAAGCGGCCUCCUGCCCAUGGCGCUCCUAUGGACCACAAACGGCCAUAG